Molecule: messenger RNA, 5465 nt
Organism: Microcebus murinus (gray mouse lemur)
Lineage: Eukaryota; Metazoa; Chordata; Mammalia; Primates; Cheirogaleidae
Gene: SART3
Product: spliceosome associated factor 3, U4/U6 recycling protein
Biological process (GO): RNA processing
Cellular component (GO): nucleus
Molecular function (GO): protein binding; RNA binding
Source: RefSeq, a predicted model, not a curated record
CUGUCCGAAGUUGUGACGGUACACAUGCCAAGUAAAUGAGUUUUUUCUCUGACGGGAGUUUCUACAAGGAUAUAAAAGUAAUAUGAAUUGUGUGUAUUUCAAGAUUUUUCCUGUCAUCCGAGGCUCCCAAUAUCCCUUUUGGAGGCAAGAAAGCCGGGUUUUGAUCAGGCGCGCGCCGCGGGCAGCUCUACUUCAGCCGGGUCUUCGGCGGCCGCGGGAAGACCCAAGAGUCCCUGGAAGCGCAAGAUGGCGACGGCGGCUGCAACCUCGGUUUCAGAACCGGAGGCUGAGUCCAAGGCUGCGCCCAAGGCUGAGGGAGAGGAGGAUGAAGUUAAGGCGGCUAGGACGAGGAGGAAGGUGCUAUCGCGGGCUGUGACUGCUGCGACGUACAAGACCAUAGGGCCAGAGUGGGAUCCGCAGGAGGAAGGCGUGAGCGAGAGUGAUGGGGAUGAUGAGGAGUACGGCAUGGCAUCCUCCGGCGAGAGCUCCCCCGGGGAGUACGAGUGGGAGUACGACGAAGAGGAGGAGAAGAACCAGAUAGAGAUCGAGAGGCUGGAGGAACAGCUGUCUAUCAACAUCUAUGACUACAACUGCCACGUGGACCUGAUCCGGCUGCUGCGGCUGGAAGGGGAGCUCACCAAGGUGAGGAUGGCCCGCCAGAAGAUGAGCGAGAUCUUUCCCUUGACUGAAGAGCUCUGGCUGGAGUGGCUGCACGACGAGAUCAGCAUGGCCCAGGACGGCCUGGACAGGGAGCACGUGUACAGCCUCUUCGAGAAAGCUGUGAAGGAUUACAUUUGUCCUAACAUUUGGCUAGAGUAUGGCCAGUACUCAGUUGGUGGGAUUGGUCAGAAAGGUGGCCUGGAGAAAGUUCGCUCUGUGUUUGAGAGGGCCCUGUCAUCCGUCGGUUUGCACAUGACCAAAGGACUCGCCAUCUGGGAGGCUUACCGAGAGUUUGAAAGUGCGAUCGUGGAAGCUGCUCGGCCCAUAGCUGGCUUCCUUUCCCCUUUUGACCGGGAACAAACCUUUGAUUCACAGCUUGAGAAAGUCCACAGUCUCUUCCGGCGACAGUUGGCGAUCCCACUUUAUGAUAUGGAGGCCACGUUUGCAGAGUAUGAGGAAUGGUCAGAAGACCCAAUACCAGAGUCUGUAAUUCAGAACUAUAACAAAGCACUGCAGCAGUUGGAGAAAUACAAACCCUAUGAAGAAGCGCUGCUGCAAGCAGAGGCACCCAGGCUGGCGGAAUACCAAGCAUAUAUUGAUUUUGAGAUGAAAAUGGGCGAUCCCGCUCGCGUUCAGCUGAUCUUUGAGCGUGCCCUGGUCGAGAACUGCCUUGUUCCAGACUUGUGGAUCCGUUACAGUCAGUACCUAGAUAGGCAGCUGAAAGUGAAGGAUUUGGUUUUAUCUGUUCAUAACCGCGCCGUUAGAAACUGCCCCUGGACGGUUGCCCUGUGGAGUCGGUGCCUCUUGGCCAUGGAGAGACACGGAGUUGAUCAUCGAGUGAUUUCUGUAACGUUUGAGAAAGCUUUGAAUGCUGGCUUCAUCCAGGCCACUGACUAUGUGGAGAUUUGGCAGGCGUACCUUGAUUACCUGAGGAGAAGGGUGGAUUUCAAACAAGACUCCAGUAAAGAGCUGGAGGAGUUGAGGGCCACAUUCACUCGUGCUUUGGAGUAUCUGAAACAGGAGGUAGAAGAGCGUUUCAAUGAGAGUGGUGAUCCAAGCUGCAUGAUCAUGCAGAACUGGGCUAGGAUUGAGGCUCGACUGUGCAAUAAUAUGCAGAAAGCUCGGGAACUCUGGGAUAGCAUCAUGACCAAAGGCAAUGCCAAGUAUGCCAACAUGUGGCUUGAGUAUUACAACCUGGAAAGGGCACAUGGCGACACGCAGCACUGCCGGAAGGCUCUGCACCGGGCCGUCCAGUGCACCAGUGACUACCCGGAGCACGUCUGCGAAGUGUUGCUCACCAUGGAGAGGACGGAAGGUACUUUAGAAGAUUGGGAUCUAGCUGUCCAGAAAACGGAAACUCGAUUAGCUCGUGUUAACGAGCAGAGAAUGAAGGCUGCAGAGAAGGAAGCUGCCCUCGUGCAGCAGGAAGAAGAAAAGGCUGAGCAGCGCAAGCGGAGCCGGGCCGAGAAGAAAGCGCUGAAAAAGAAGAGGAAGACCAGAGGCGCAGAUAAGCACCAAGCGGAUGAGGACGAUAAGGAGUGGGGCGACGAUGAAGAAGAGCAGCCUUCCAAACGCAGAAGGGUUGAGAACAGCGUCCCUCCCUCCGGAGCCACGGAAGUGGAGAUAGGGCCUGCUGAGAGACACGUGUCCUUUGAUGUCGACCCCCCUUCCAAGCAGAAGGAGAAGGUGGCCACCCUGAAGAGGGACGUGCCCAAGGUGCCCCACGACAGCAGUAAGGACAGCAUCACGGUGUUUGUCAGCAACCUGCCCUACAGCAUGGGAGAGCCUGACGCCAAGCUCAGGCCGCUCUUUGAGGCCUGCGGGGAGGUGGCUGAGAUCCGCCCCAUCUUCAGCAACCGUGGGGACUUCCGAGGCUACUGCUACGUGGAGUUCAAAGAUGAGAAAUCGGCCCUUCAAGCCCUGGAGUUGGACCGGAAGACUGUAGAAGGGAGGCCAAUGUUUGUCUCCCCCUGUGUGGAUAAGAGCAGAAACCCUGAUUUUAAGGUGUUCAGAUACAGCACUGCCCUGGAGAAACACAAGCUGUUCGUCUCAGGCCUGCCUUUCUCCUGCACUAAAGAGGAACUAGAGGAAAUCUGCAAGGCUCAUGGCACCGUGAAGGACCUCAGGCUGGUCACCAACCGGGCCGGCAAACCCAAGGGCCUGGCCUACGUGGAGUACGAGAAUGAGUCCCAGGCGUCGCAGGCCGUGAUGAAGAUGGAUGGCAUGACUAUCAAAGAGAACGUCAUCAAAGUGGCCAUCAGCAAUCCCCCUCAGAGGAAAGUUCCAGAGAAGCCAGAGGCGAGGAAAGCACUAGGUGGCCCCAUGAUGCCGCGGCAGAUAUUUGGAGCGCGGGGGAAGGGGAGGACCCAGCUGUCUCUGCUGCCUCGCGCCCUGCAGCGCCCGAGCGCCACUCCUCAGGCCGAGAACGGCCCUGCCCCGAGCCCAGCAGUCACCACCUCACAGGCCACCGAGGUGCCCAAGAUGUCCAACGCUGAUUUUGCCAAGUUGCUUCUGAGAAAGUGAACAGGACUCUGGGAGAGACAGGAGAUGCCUUACUUCAUGCUGGCGCGGCAGACCACGCGCCACACAGCGGAGCGCUGGGGACAGCCGGGCUGGUGCGGCGCCCACUCGCCACCACCACCUUCCCUCUGGUUUGGACAGGAAGGGGAAGGGUGUUCCAAGUAAAGGCUUUCGUGCUCCCUCAUAUUGAGGGCAAUAGAGGAAAAUGAUCACUACAGGGGGCCCAGGACAUAGUGUCCUAAGAUACUUUUGUGUCUUAAAGGAUGAGGAGCAGAAGUGAAACCGGAACACGCGGUGUUUGAGACCCACUUGUCCUAACGUUUUUGGCCAGCUCUGGCCCCUUUUUAUAAGACACUUCUCCCACACCCUCCACAGCACAUGUGCCCACCACUCUUUUAAUUUUAAAAGAUGAAAGGCAGAGAUGCCAGUAGUUCACCAGAAUGGCCUAUGGGGAGGGGGUGAGGGAGGAGAAAUCUCAUAAAAAACAUGUGAUGGAUUUUUGUUCAGAGGAGCUGUGCAUUUUUUAUAUUAUGUAUUUGUAAAUGACAUGUCGAGCUGUUUUGUUUUCCUAAAAGCGAAAUGUUUGUGACAUUUGUUUUCUAUAGAAAUCCUGUGUGCCACCUGCUGCGGACCAUUUUCUUUGCCUAGUGACCAGUGACCUGUGUUCUUUGUCUAAACAUUGAGUUCCGGCCCUUGGGUUUUGUUCCAAUGCCAUGUCGAGUCAGACUUCAGUUCUCCCCACUUAGCUUUGUUUGUUAAACUGAAGUUCUCUUAGAAACUUCUUGACAAAUGGUACUCAGAUGUGCAUUCACAUAUGGAUGUAUUUUGAAGUGGGUGUACUUUGCUUUACCUAAUAGAUGUCUAAAUAGAGCUUUUGUAAGUCAAAUUCCAUUGUCACUUUGAUUUAAAUUAUUUCAGCUGUGAUGUGUCUUCAGUUUUAAACUUUGGUUUACAGCAGUUUGACACUAGCUUUUAAGCUUUUUUUUACCUCUCCUCUUAUCAAACAUUUAUCGCUUUGAAAGCAGCGUUGCCAGUUCGGCAGGGGAAGCUUACUUUAUGAAAAACACUGGAGGAAGACAUAAGGGAAUCCUUUUAUAUGUCAUGAGGGUCAGCUCCUCAUUUAUCUGUUGUAAGUUUGAGAUUUUGUGCAUCAGGCUUUUGUGCAUUUUUUUUUAACUUUUUUUAAUUGGAAAAUUUUAAACUGAUAAAAACGUAGAGUAGAAAAGAGUAAAAUAAACUCCUUUGUGCCUACCACUGAGCAGUCGGCAUUCCUCAGCCCACAGCCCUUCCUCCACUGCUGUCUCUAACUCCCUCUUGUGGGACAUUGAGGGAGGCAUAUCCCAGACAGCGUCGCGCUCAUCCAGGAAUGUAGCUUGUGUCUCGAAAAGAGGACUUAAAAGCCAUAGUUUUAUCAUCAUCCCUAGAAACAUUAGCAAUAAUACCUUAAUGUCAUCAACCAUCCAGAUUUCCAAUUUCCUAUUCAAUAAAUGUCACUUUUCCUCCCUGUAAAUUAUCAUAGGUUGGUAGGCCUCUUAAGUCUUUUAAAAUGUAGAUUUUUCUCCAUUUUUUUUUUUUAACACAAAAUUCCCAACUCUUUUAGUAGGCAUUACUUCUGAAAUUCAAGCAGCGGCCAUCAGCAGCAGGAAGAACCUAAGCUAUGACACUUGAGUUCCCCCUGUGGCGUUCUCUGCCAUGCCGCUCUGAUGCCUGUUUAGUUGGUGACAUGGCUUGGGGAGCUCAGAGGGAGCCCCAAUGGUCGGGGACCCGACACUUGAAGAGCCACAGUUUCCUGGCUUCAGGCUAACGUGGCUUUAGUUUCUGCUGCUGGUUGUCUUGCCUUUGGCCAACACUCUGACCUAACUCAUACUCCCGGAUGUCAGCACAGGCUUGUCACAGCGGUCAACCUUUUCAGACCUGAGCAGUCUGAACCAGUUUUGGUUCACGGUGUUCACUGUUCUAGAAAUGGAUUUUUAGGAACAUGAGUGUUUUCCUGAGAAAAUCCAGAACCAAGGGUAAAUAGAAACAUGAAAGACCUCUUCGGUUACUUGAGUCUCAGUAAAAAUCAGUAAUUCAUCCUUGUCAGCCUAGGACGGCACUUUGAUACAACUAGUUCUGUCUCGUUUGCCUGUUGAAACUGCCAUCGUGGAUGUUUUUCUCCCAGAACAGUUUAAAGAACUGGGCUGGAGUUCAGAACCCUCCCGUCAUCCUAUGACAAACAGGAACAUCUUUCAAAUAAGACGGCAAUGUCUCAGAUGCUUAUGUAAUAAAAUACUUUAUUAGAAUCA